Messenger RNA from Boeremia exigua, 877 nucleotides. RefSeq names its product RecQ mediated genome instability protein Rmi1. The record is from RefSeq and is a predicted model, not a curated record. The coding region runs from base 58 to 747 and encodes 229 amino acids. Gene Ontology annotation, cellular component: RecQ family helicase-topoisomerase III complex; nuclear body. Gene Ontology annotation, biological process: resolution of meiotic recombination intermediates; double-strand break repair via homologous recombination. The transcript has a single exon. Lineage: Eukaryota; Fungi; Ascomycota; Dothideomycetes; Pleosporales; Didymellaceae.
CGUUCUGAUGUCAAAACGUCACUAAACCCCACGAAUGAAGAUCAGACGGUCGCUGAAAUGGCAAAUAAUAUUGCAACAGAGCUGAUGCAGCAUCUCACGGCGAAAAGCCUCCACCCCAAGUCAGGCUGGCUGCAAAGCUUCCUCGCAACCACACGCCCAAACACUGCACUUGCUGCACUGAAGCAGACAUGCCUCUUUCGUCUGCUAGCAACUGACAUCACUACUUCACUCGAUCAACCCGCAGCCUCGGUGUUACCAGAAGACGUGCUGCGUGGUACAGUUCAGGCGCGCUUCCUUGCAGGUCCAAUCGUCUGUCAAGUGCUCGACGUUGAAGACAUUGGCCAGUCACGCUGGUCACAAGUCGAAGCGAUCGAAUCUAGAGAACGUGGGGAAACGACCAAAGGCCGCGAAAUUAUUCGAUUGAUUGAGCCAGAAAACGAUGGCUCCGACCAGUCUGUUGCACCUGCUCAUAGCAAGGGCCCGUUCAAACUACUAUUACAGGACGCGAAAGGACUUCAAAUCUAUGCAUUGGAUCUUCGAGGUAUUGAAGGGCUCAACACGAACAUGAGCAUGGGUCUAAAGCUCUUGUUACGAAACAUUGAAGUGCGAAGAGCAGUGGUCAUGCUCGAACCAGGCAAUGUGCAAGUACUGGGUGGAAAGCUUGAGACGCUGGACAAAGCGUGGAAAGAUGGGCGCAAAGACAGAUUAAUUCAGGCGGCCAACGCUGGUGGUGAGCAUGCGGGGUGAACUGCAGCAGCCUUGGCUUCUCUGCAGGUGUCAACAUUCCAACAUCAGUACUAGCCUUGGUCGCACAUUGGGCAUUUACGUUAACGCUCUACAAACUCACCUGAUCUUUAUGCGUCACCUUUUCGUCUUG